Messenger RNA from Hylaeus volcanicus, 823 nucleotides. Its product is annotated as trafficking protein particle complex subunit 3-like. Gene Ontology annotation, cellular component: cytosol; TRAPP complex; cis-Golgi network membrane. The coding region runs from base 79 to 678 and encodes 199 amino acids. Gene Ontology annotation, biological process: intra-Golgi vesicle-mediated transport; endoplasmic reticulum to Golgi vesicle-mediated transport. The record is from RefSeq and is a predicted model, not a curated record. Lineage: Eukaryota; Metazoa; Arthropoda; Insecta; Hymenoptera; Colletidae. The transcript has 6 exons.
GGAUAUUUUAAAGCUACAAAAUAUAGGUCACACGAUCGCUUGCGUCAUUGUAUCCUUAAAACAUAAAGACGUCAAUUAAUGACACAGUCAAACAAAAAUUAUACGAAAUUAGGUGAAUUACUGCAUUCAAAAUUGGAGAAGGUGAAUUCCGACUUGUUAAGUUUAACCUACGGGGCAUUUGUAACCCAACUUUUAAAAGACUAUGGUCUUGUUGAAGAUGUUAAUAAAAAACUGGACAAAAUAGGUGAAUCAAUGGGUUCGCGUCUUAUUGAAGAAUUCUUAGCUUUUUCGGGUAUUGGAAAAUGUCAUAAUUUUAAAGAAACUAUGGAAGUUUUAGCCAAAGUUGGUUUUAAAACGUUUUUAGGCAUCACGGCAGAUGUCAAUCAAUGGGAUUCUUUAAAUACUACGUGUACUCUUGCAUUUUCUGAUAAUCCGUUUAAUGAUUUUGUAGAUUUACCUUCUUCUAUGAAAGAACUGAAUUAUUCAAAUUUAUUAUGCGGAUGUAUUCGGGGCGCACUAGAGCAAAUCCAUAUUAUCGUUACAUGUGAGUUUGUAAAAGAUAUGCUGAAAGGCGACUCCGUAAAUGAAAUUCGAAUUAAUUUGAAAUCGAUACGUAAGGAAGAGUUUAAUGAAACACCAGACUCCGAACAACCUAAAAAAGACUCAAAUAGAAAUUAAGGGCUUUAUCGUUUAGUACUUCGUCGAGUAACAAUAAAAUAUUUUAUUGCGGUGUCAACGUUUACCAAAAAAAUUUACGCUGACUCAUAAUAAUUUUCGCUUUUUUUUAAGAAACAAAAACACUAAAUUUAUUUAUUUAAUAAAA